Molecule: messenger RNA, 1289 nt
Organism: Liolophura sinensis
Lineage: Eukaryota; Metazoa; Mollusca; Polyplacophora; Chitonida; Chitonidae
Exons: 6
Coding region: 119-934 (271 amino acids)
Source: RefSeq, a predicted model, not a curated record
CUGUUGUUGUUGUACAUACAAGAAGCGUCGACCGACAGCCCACCGGGGGCAGAUUUCUCUGCUUAGGCCAAUAAUACAUGUAUCUACAGAUGAUACAGCAGCUCUUACUGUGAACAGUAUGGCAGAUUUGGCUGUGGAGAAGAGCAGUGAAGAAAGUCUGAACAGCACCAGUAUUCUUGAGAGACUUCAACAAUAUGGUGAAAGCUGGCUUGAUGAUGAUGAGUACCAGGAGUUUGUUCGUAAAAAACAGUCAAGAUCAAAAACUUCUCAGCAAUCCUCACACCACAGAUAUGCAGGUGAACAGAAUGGGGCCACGAAAACAGAAAAAGUUUUCAGCAGACGACAAAAGAAGAAACUGAAACAGAAAGUGAAUGUAAUUUCAGAAGGGUCUGCAGCAGAAAACAGCGAUGACAUUUUGGAGAAAAAGUUCCCAGUUAAACGGAAACGAAAAAACAAGCAUUUAGAGGAGCUACAAUCUGAACUGGAAUUGAACAGAAAUUUGUCCAAAACCAAGGAGAUUAGGAAAGGUGUUACUAUGAACCAGAGACUGAGCCACGCUGAUGUGAUAAAACCUGUUGGAUCAGACGGAAAAAUAUUUGUGUUUGAAGAUCCUGCGAAAAGAAAACAGAAAAAGAAAUUAGUUAUCUCCCCUGUUUUGGAAGAGCCCUCAUCUUUGACCCCUGAAGUUCCUGCUCAGCCAGAGGUCAAUCUCCAUCAAGCACGACACGACGUCAAAAUGUUUGGAAUCACAGGAUUUCAAGGUCAACAGAAAGAGACAGCUGUCACAGAUAUGCUGAUUAAGUUAGGUGCCAAGCCUCCGAAACGGUCCUUUUGCAGCAUUAAAGAAUUUAUGGAAACAAAACAGAAAAUUGGAACCCCAGCAAUGAACCAAAAAGGUGGCGUGAAUAAUUUAAAGGGAAACAAGAGAAGGUAGGAAGCAUUUGUUUUACAAAGAAUAUUAUUGGAAUGUGUAGCUGUUAUAAGGUAUACCAGCAUGUUGCCUGAUAUUUCUUUCAGAUUAAUAUUUUCAUGAGCCUGAGAUUGAAAGGAAAUAUUCUUCUUUAAGAUGGUGAAUGCGGUAGCUUGUCCAAAACAUAUUAACCAAUCAGAACCCUGGAAUAUUUUCUGAACCGUAAUAAUUGUUAUAUUCUGUCAUAUUAAACACUGUUGUGUUACAACCUCCAACAUGUCCACGGCUUGGCGUGUUACAUGUAUUGUAGACAAUAUUGUGUAACAUACCCUGUGUUAAAUCAUCUAGUUUAUAUUCAUCAAUAGAAAAAUUACGCAAA